UGGGGGGAAAGUCUCUUGGUAAUAACUUUCCUUUUUUUCCCAACGGGCGUAGGCGCUGUUUGCGCCGCUGGAGAAACCAUUGGAAAAGCGGUUUAGAAUCUUUCCUCUGGCGCGGACGGUGAAACCGUUCGUCUCAGUGCUGUUUUCUCCGCAGUGGAAAGGGGAGGAUUGUUGGCAGCCUUGCUUUUAAGGGGGAGGGCUGGGGGGGUCUCCGUACACUCUGUUGAGGAGAGGAUGUGAGGGAGGCGGUAGGCUGUCGAAGCCCCAGCUGUUUCCCCGUUAGGAGGCGGCGUUUCUUCAGCUCUCGCGCGUCUUUCUCCACAGACUCAUGGAGCCCCAGACGGAGAGAGCCGGGAAGCGCCUCAAGAAGGGCUGGAAGAGGAGGCGAGGCCCGAACUUGCUGGUUGGGGCGGCUGAGGUGAGCGAUGGGGAGCCCGAGUAGGCGAAAGCCCACUUAUCUACCAUUUUAUUUUUUGAAAAGGAAGUAACCCAUGAACAGUUAUGUGAAUUACUGAAGUAUGCAGUUCUGGGCAACUCCAGUGUUUCGAAACCCAGUUGGUGCCAGCUUUUUCACCAAAACCAGCUGAACAAUGUGGUGGUUUUUGUAAUGCAGGGAAUGAGCCAGGUACACUUUUAUAAGUUCUAUAUGGAGUUUGGAUUUCUCUGAAAGACAUUUACACAUGAAUUCUGCUUGCUUCCUCCAUCAUCUAAUUUUCUAGCUGGUAUCAUUGGACUGCAAAAAACAACUGGGGAUCUACCCAAGAUGUUGGAAGGGUCUUUACCUUCUACCUGUUCAAAAGUCAGCAUCAGCCUGCAGAAUGACCCUAUUAUUCGAAAGUAUGGCUCUAAGAAAGUAGGCUUAACCAGAUGCCUUUUCACAAAGGAGGAAAUGAAAACAUUUCACUUUCCAUUACAAGGUUGGUUUAGACUUAAUCUGAUGUUAAUUGCAGAACUAAAUCUGGAGGCAUUAGCUAGUCACCAAGAAUUGCUAGCAGCAGGCAAAAAGCCAGGAAAUACAGCAGAAGUAGUUCAGCAGCCAAAUACAAGUGUUUUAGAAUGCUUGGACUUAAUGGGUCAGAAACUCCUUUUCUUGAUCUGGGAAGCAGAAACUAGUGAACUUUCUACUUCCAGAAACUGUCAAAGUAUUAAGUGUCUUUCAAAUAAAGAGAUUCUUGAGCAGGCCAGAGUGGAAAUCCCGUUUCCCUUCAGCAUCAUCCAGUUCUCUUUUGAACCCUUUUCACCCAAAUUCACUGAGGAGAUGAACAAGAGGACAGAGAUGUCAACUGUUUAUGCUGGGCCAUUUAGCAAAAAUUGCAACCUAACGGCUCUGAAGAGGCUGUUUAAGAGCUUUCGCCCAGUCUGGUCAAUGUCUCUUGUUCUUGAAACCCAUUAGAAAAUCUUGUUUUUUCUGUGGCCACAUCUCUGUAUUCAGUAUGACGUCCUGGAAGCUGCCCAGCUGGCCGUAGAACCCUUGGAUGGCAUUCCGGUAGAAGGUGCCCGCAUGAAGGUGCAGAGGCCUGUGACGGAGCUCACCCUUGACUCUAGCACUCUUGUGAAGGAACUAGAAUAAGACUCUGAGAACUGAGGUAUUAUAUACCUGUCUGGAGUGAGCCAAACCUUUAAAUAACACCUAAUGCAGCAGUCCAACGUUUUCCUUGGCCUAGAAGCUGUGAUUUUGCCUAAAGCUCUUAAAAGUGGAAAGGAAAAAAAAUACUGUUUCCUGCAGUUCAAAACUUUUUGCAGUGCCCAGACUCUCAGCAUUCUCAAAGGCAAUGACUAGAAGUGGAAAGGUAGGCAUGCCCUAACCCCCAGGCAUCUCCAUGCUUGGCUUAGGGGCAUACCUCCUGAAUCAAGAAGGACCCCAGGAGUUCAGGUCAUACCUCCCCCUUCUGAGCGGCAGGGCUUACAGGACUCUGAAGGUGGACCACCCAUGAUAGCAGCCUGGCGCUGGGGCCGGAAGAUAGGAAAACUCUAUCACAGCCUGGGCCCGGGAACCCUCUGCCUCACCCUGCUGCCAGGCACCAAGAGCACUCACGGAUCAUUCUCUGGCCUAGGACUGAUGGGAAUAAAAGAUGAAGAGGAAAGCACCACCCCAAACAUAUGUUUUUUGACAGGUUAAAAAAGAAGAAAAACUUUUCACAGGGCA
Messenger RNA from Suricata suricatta (meerkat), 2146 nucleotides. RefSeq names its product RNA exonuclease 5 (gene REXO5). NCBI's taxonomy places the organism in Eukaryota, Metazoa, Chordata, Mammalia, Carnivora, Herpestidae. The record is from RefSeq and is a predicted model, not a curated record. Gene Ontology annotation, molecular function: nucleic acid binding.